Brassica napus (rape) is the source of this 885-nucleotide messenger RNA. RefSeq lists its product as uncharacterized. NCBI's taxonomy places the organism in Eukaryota, Viridiplantae, Streptophyta, Magnoliopsida, Brassicales, Brassicaceae. Bases 1 to 885 code for a protein of 294 amino acids. The transcript has a single exon. The record is from RefSeq and is a predicted model, not a curated record.
AUGUCCGACGACGGGAAACUCAAAUACUUUCUUGGCAUAAAGGUUGACUACAAUGGCGAUGGCAUGCUCCUAUCACAGACAGCUUACGCAAAAGACAUUCUAAUUCGUGCCUCAAUGCAAGAAUGCAACCCUGUAAGUACUCCAGUCGAUCUCAAAUCAAAGCUAUCUCAAGACAGUGGCGACAAAGUUGAUGAUCCAACACUCUAUCGGAGUCUCGCCGGCGCGCUCCAAUACCUCACUCUAACACGUCCAGACAUCCAGUACGCGGUGCAACAACUCUGUCUCUUCAUGCAUGACCCACGGGCCUCUCACCUCAAUGCCUUAAAAAGGGUAUUACGCUACCUAAAAGGCACCAUUACAGACGGCUUACAGCUCUACAAAUCCAGCACAACCACCCUCACUGCCUACACAGAUGCAGAUUGGGCUGGGUGUCCCGACACUCGACGUUCCACCUCCGGUUACUGCAUUUUCUUGGGCAGCAACCUAGUAUCUUGGUCAUCAAAACGACAAGACACAGUUUCACGAUCUAGUGCCGAAGCUGAAUACAAAGGAGUUGCAAAUGUCGUAGCUGAAACCUGCUGGAUAAGGAACCUUCUUCUCGAACUCAAAUUUCCUAUUUCCACAGCCACAUUGGUGUAUUGCGACAACAUAAGCGCAGUUUAUCUCUCCACCAACCCGGUAAAGCACCAACGAACAAAACAUGUAGAAAUAGAUAUACAUUUUGUUCGUGAGAAGGUCGCAAUGGGUCAGGUCCGAGUUCUACAUGUUCCAUCCUCUUCUCAGUUCGCGGAUAUCUUCACUAAAGGUCUUCCAACGUCUCUCUUCAACGAAUUCAAAACCAGUCUUUCCGUUAGAAGGCCCAACGAUAAGACUGAGGGAGGGUGA